AUGGCGGUGACUUUGGCAAGUUUCACGUCCUUCUUCCAGGAUGAAGGAAAGAGUAUUAAACGUGGUGAAAACCACUACAAGUUGGGUCAUGUUGAGAGUGGGAGUUACGCCGGCGGAGAGAUAGUUGGUCGAGUGAGAGCAAUUUCGAGAGAGAAAUACUGACGUGACGUCAUUUACGCGACUUCUUGAGGUCUGUAGUCUCUCCAUUUACGUGUUUUCAAAGACAAAUAGAUCAACAAUUACACAACAAACAUAGCCUUUAUUUACCUUAAUGGUUAUCAUUUAAGUUAAAAUACAACAUAUUUGUGACUCAGGGUGUAAAACAAAGCGGACCAGAAAAUACCAUAGACCUGUCCAUUCACUCCUAUUAUCCCAAUAGGACCUAUAGCGCUAACGCGGAAGUGGGCGUGGCUUCGGUUCCCUAUAAGCUUUGCUGGCGGAGGCGGGAUUUAUGACCUGUACUGCAGCCCACCAUCAGAGGGUGCUGUUCUCGGAGUGGCUUCACCCAGCGAGGAGGCAGACUCUGUCCAUCUUAUAUACAGUCUAUGGCUGUGUCUCAUUUCAGAGACCGCAUCGGCUUAAGUGCACUUCUGCACCGUCGAACGGUGCAUUUGAAGCGUGCAUGACGUCACGACGGUGCGAACGGUGUCCCAUUUGGCACGAGAUGCUAAGAAAUGCUAAGCGCGCUUAGCAUGUUUUCGAGCGUAUCCCAGAAUGCUUUGCGUGCCGCUGCGCAUUUCAGGUGAGAGGCUGGACGCGCUUGGAGACACAGUGCGUCUUCAAAGAAAGUACAAGAAAUCCAAAAACAGCAGACAGGUCAGCUUUGUGGUUUUUGAAGAAACAAUCAAACUGAUGAUGAUCAACAUUUGUGAUCCAGAGGGAGUCGAGCUCCGACGAGCACCACAUCUCUGACACCUACACCGUCCUGCAGAGACACCAACACCUUAUUAUGGCAUAUGGAUUCAUAUCAUAAACUAAAGCUCAAUAUCAUUCACGGAUAUUUACGGCUGCAUAAAUGGAUAUAUCCUCAGCAUAUUCAUUUCUGCCUCCACAAAAGCAGCAAUUUCCUUCAAGUACACCAGUUUUUUUCCCCGUGGAAAAAACGUAUUUCUCAUAUAUUCUUUUUAAAGUCUUUAUACUUAUGACAAUGUAAUGCUGAUGUACCAAAGGAUGAAGUAUCUCCUUGUUUGUGAAAGCUAUCCUGAAGCACAGUUCCUUCAAAUGCUUCAUGGCCCUAAUUUUAACAAGUCUCCUUAGAAAUAACAGGAAACUUUAAAACUUUAUUCUCAUACAUUUCCACCAUUACUGUUUCACUAUUUUUUUACUUUUUGGAAGCUAUUGACCAGAACACCAGAACUCCAUUGUUGGCUCGACUACAGCUGCUGAGCCACCAGGCCGGGACCAGGGCCCAGUGACAACUUAGCCACCAGGCCAAGCCCAAGAGUCAGGGCCACCGCUGUGGAAUCGAGCUGCUUCAACAGAGCUGAUACAAAGGCCAAGAGUCUGCCAUGAUGUUUAAAUAACCUGAUGAACAGCAGAGAGCGCCAGUAGCCCACUAGCCACCAGGCCAGCCCGGGAGCAGCCACCACCACCAGGCAGCAACUAGCCACCAGGCCAGCCCAGGAGCAACCCCCACCACUAGGCAGCAGCUAGCCACCAGGCCAGUCCAGGAGCAACCCCCAACACCAGGCAGCAGCCACCACCACCAGCCAGGGUCUGUGAUUUUUUCUUUUGUGGUUUACGAGUAGCGAAUCAUGGCUCAUUCCACGCGAGGAAGGGGCAAAGAGGAGGCUCUGGUGUCACUCUCCCAAGUACGGGAGAUGCUGGACUAGCAAAAACAGUUCUUUAUAGGUAUAUUGGAGCAGCAAGAGAAAAGCUACUGUAACUGUAUGCAGAUCAUGAUUGAGGCGUCCAAUAAAACAGUGGAGGAGCUCUCCAGAGAACUCGGUGACCUGAGAGAGAGCCUACACUUUACACAUAAGGACGUGGAUGAGCUGUCGGCGAAGGAAAAGGAGAGUCACAAAAUGUUAAAUGAGAUGAAAUCUGGAGCCUCCAAAUUAGAGUCAAAUCUACAGUCUCUGACUGGAAAAUCAGACUAUCUGGACGCGCAGUCAAGAAAAAACAACAUUAUCAUUGAUGGAAUACCUGAGUCACCAAAUGAAAACUGGGCAGAAUCAGAGGAGAAAGUGCGGAAACUGAUCUCAGAGAAUCUUGAUCUUGACCAUCGGGCCAUAGAGAUGGAACGAGCGAGCAGGAUAGGGAAGCAGGUAACAGAUAGAGAUAGACCAAGACCCAUUAUUGUUAAUUUACUCAAACACAAGGACAAACUUUCCAUUAUGGAGAGGUCAAAAAAACUCAAGGGUACAAAUGUCUUUAUUAAUGAGGACUAUACCGAAGUAGUGAGACUGCCUGAAAUGAAAGCUACCCGUGCUCGCGGGGACAUUGCCUAUCUGAGCCAUGAUAAACUGAUCAUACAUCCUCGUGCCAAAAAGCAGCCCAAAAAUGGUGGACAACCUAAAUGAAAAAAUAAAUGGUAUGGUCCCCCCCUAUUUGUUUAGAAGUUGGUUUUAAUUUAUUUUGUUUUUUAUGUCCUCACAAACCUGUCUCAACAUUGAAUCAGCCAAUCAAAUGUGUGGGAUUAGACCACAGGUAAACUUUGAGCACUUUGAGCGAAUGGUGGUUCUGACGUUGAUGCCAAUUUAUUAAACCAAGCCCUAAAUGGGUCAAAAAACUGUGAAUAUUAUAACGAGAGUCAUUUUAAUAAUUUCUGCAGUGCCCUCCCUGCUAAUGAGCUGUCUUUCUCUUCUUUACAUCUCAAUAUACGGAGCCUACCAAAAAAUUAUGGAAAGCUGAAUCUUUUUUUGUCUAACAAUAUACAUAUAUUUUCCAUUAUUGCCCUAACGGAAACCUGGCUACCCAGGGCACUAGAAUCCCUAUAUAAAAUUAACAACUACAAUGGGGUUCAUUCACAUAGAGAAGACAGCGCGGGAGGAGGAGUGUCAAUUUUUUUACAUAACAAUAUAAUCUUUAAAAACAGAGACCUUGUAUCCCAUCUGGAGAAUGUCAGCACAGAGUCUGUAUUUGUAGAACUUCCAUCUUGCUUUUAUUUUGGUGGUCAGAAUGUACUGUAAUCAUAUUGUUAUGGCUGAUUUUGCCUUGUUUUUUUUUCAGGUCAUGUACGAUUGUGUGAAGCUUGCAUAGGUUACAGAGUAAAGCAAAUGUUCAAGACAUUCAAAUAUUAACUUUUAUUAAACAUUAAACUGGGCGGCACAGUGGUGUAGUGGUUAGCACUGUCACCUCACAGCAAGAAGGUCCUGGGUUCGAAUCUGGGUAAGGGUGUUUCUGUGUGGACUUUGCAUGUUCUCCCUGUGUCUACAUAGGUUUACUCCAGGUACUCCGGUUUCUUCCCACAUGCCUAAGUGUGAUUAGGUUAAUUGGCCACUUCCAAAUUGCCCAUAGGUGUGGAUGGUUGUUCGUCUCUAUAUGUCAGCCCUGCGAUGAACUGGCUACUUGUCCAGGGUGUCCCCUGCCUUUGCCCAAAGAUGCUGGGACAGGCUCCAAAAACCCUUAAAGUUUUGAGGGCCCAGUGCUUUAUCAGCAGUGAGCCCUGAUAAAGAAGGAGUAAAGGUCAAACCUCUUUAUGAAGUGCAUGAUGGCCAUCCAUCAGCCUGGACAAUUGAUCUGACAUGCAUGUUUCAAAUUCAAAAUACAUUCAAAAUAUGGGUGUUGGCACUGUGUGCCUGCAUUGUUAUCCAUUCAGAUACACACUAGGAAUAAGUCACACAUUAAAAGGUUCACACGUGUUUUUGCAGGGACAAGAGAGCUGACAGAUAAAUUCAUCUGGCUCCGGGGGGAGAGGCAGCACCUCUUCACCGGAGCCAAAAAUUCAGCUGUUGCUGGAUGGCGGUAAGGAACACCAAAUGCUCAAGAAGUUAUAUCUGCCCGUAGUAUGUUAAAUUAUAGGUCAUGUGACUAAUUAUAAAUCUUUGCACCCUUGUGUGUGAAUGUGACAUAUAUUAACUUUUUGUGUCACUUCUCUUUGUGACAAGAGCUGUACUGUCAGAGCUCCAGCUUUUAGAUCAGGUGACCCCCCUGCAGGCAAAGAGGAAGUGGGAGAAUUUAAAACGAAAAUAUAAAUUAUGUGAAGGUUUUUAUGAUGCUGCUUAACAUUGAACAUUGGGACAUUAAGAAUGUGUUGGUUUCCCUCCCUGCAAGUUAUUAAACAGUUUUUCUUUUUCUCAGGAAUGCAAAGAGCCUCCCACAGGUGGCGGCAGCAGCAGCAGCAGGAGGAGGAGGAGAAGGAGGAAGAAGAAGAAGAAGAAGAGGAUGAGGACAUUGAACUACAACCUCACCCAAGGGGCAGGAAAAGGAGGAGGAGGCCAGCAUCCGAUCCGCUCCUGGCUCUGCUAA
This is a messenger RNA of Xyrichtys novacula (pearly razorfish), 4410 nucleotides long. NCBI's taxonomy places the organism in Eukaryota, Metazoa, Chordata, Actinopteri, Labriformes, Labridae. The record is from the annotation of a GenBank genome assembly.